Molecule: messenger RNA, 1641 nt
Organism: Verticillium nonalfalfae
Lineage: Eukaryota; Fungi; Ascomycota; Sordariomycetes; Glomerellales; Plectosphaerellaceae
Exons: 1
Coding region: 1-1641 (546 amino acids)
Source: RefSeq, a predicted model, not a curated record
AUGUCCGGAGUCCAAUCUCGCCAGCAACCUCUCCGCCUCUCUUUUCUUGUCACAUCGUCGCUCAUUCUUGCCACAACGUCCAUCUUGAUCACACCCGUCGCCGCCUCACCAAUCUCGCCUCUCGCCGCCGUCGGCCAGCAACGACGAGACAACAAUCCUCUCAACAUUGAGUGGGGUCCCGCGCCAGCUCCCGAAGACGGCCCUCCUCUCUCCGCAGGUGCGCUGAGAGACACGAAAUACCUGCCGAUCCAGAUUGGUGCCAUUGUCGGUGCCUACGGAGUCUCACUGGUGCUGGUCGCCAUCCUCAUCCUCAUUCUUUCCAAAAAGCGUCGCGAACACCUCAAAGCCGCCGACGAAGAAGAAGAAGACGAAGAGGACCUAGAAGCUGUCUUUUUUGAAGACGACAGGAAGCAGUUGCCGAAUCUCAUCAUCCCAACGCGGCCCGAAUCGCCACGCAGCAUCCCACGGAGUCCCGUUCGCAACUUCUCGUACCCGUCGCCAGACAGAAGCGAAUUCUUCCCCAGUCCGGUGACACCCUACAUCUCCCCUUCGCCCUCCUCCACGCUCCACGCCCCCGGUGUUGAUUUCGCAGUCGACCAGCGUGUGGUCGCAGCCGACAGACACAUGGCGCAAACGCAGCUCGAAGACAUGUACAAGUACGUGAUGGAACAGGAAGAGGCCAAGGCCAAAGGCAUCAUCCUCCAGGGACCGCCUGCGCCUGUGAUCGCCUCCACCUACCCAAGGUCGUCGACGUCCGACCGGUCGACCGCGCCAUCCACCCUCAAGAAGGAGAAGAACAAACCCGCGGCCCUGAACCUCACCGAGGAGAAGAAGUCGCGCACCUCUUCCAUCCUCUCGGCCCUGCGCUCCCCCAAGAAGAAGACAGGGGUGCGCGGCAUCAGCAUCUCGUCUCCCAUGAUGACCCCGAAAUCCGCCACUUUCCCCCGGUAUGAGGCUCAAGAGAUGGACACCAUCCCUCCUCGUCACUAUGCCCCGCCCCCGCCACCUCCGGUCCCUACCGACCAGGUGCCCUUUGGCCUGCAGCGAGGACAGGUGCAGACCGCACCCAUCUCCCCCGAUCAAUCGCCAGAGAGCACGCAGAGCAUCGACGAGCGCAUCGGCUUCCAGCUGCCCCUCAGCCAACCGCCCAAGCACGGCAACCACCACCGCACUAUCUCAUCGGCCCCCACGGAGGCCGAUCCCAUCUCGGCCGCAUCCGACCAUUCCCAGACGCCCCUUGUCGGUCUUCCUACAUCCCCCAAGCCCCAUGUCACGCGUUUCCCCACGCUGCCGGCCUCACCCAAGCCUGGCGCCACCUUCCAGCGUCCCAACGCCCCCUCGGCCGUUCGCACCGGCGGUGCCUUGCCCCUGCGCGCCUACGAGCCUUCUCUAGCUUCUCCAUCUAUGGUGGCACAUAACACCAAGCAGACGACGUUUGAGCGCACAGGUCCCCUCUCGCCGAGCGGCCUGCGCACGCCGGCUACGGGAGCCGCAGUGCCGUACUCUCCGUACCAGCCCUUCACCCCCUGUAUCCCCAUGACACCGUCUCUGGUGUCCAAGGCGGAUCGCAAGCGCAUGAAGCGUCUGGAGCCCAAGACGCCGACUAUGGAAAUGGUGCGCGACAGCGAGGACGUGUGGUAA